Messenger RNA from Branchiostoma floridae (Florida lancelet), 1124 nucleotides. RefSeq lists its product as uncharacterized. The transcript is spliced from 2 exons. The record is from RefSeq and is a predicted model, not a curated record. Bases 189 to 1124 code for a protein of 311 amino acids. Lineage: Eukaryota; Metazoa; Chordata; Leptocardii; Amphioxiformes; Branchiostomatidae.
UAGUGGAUCUUUGGGCCCCCCCGGGGAUCAAAGUUGUUAAUUGGAUGCAGUCGCUCUCAGGGUCUAACCCACACGUGGGAUCCCCACUCACUCCCGCCAUCAGAUCUUAGGGAGCAGGCUGCAUCAGAGAGUCCCCGCAAAUUCUUCUCCGUCACCUCCGUUCUUCCCUUCCUCCUUCCACCUUAAUCAUGGGGAGGACCCCGAAAAGAGUGAAGAAGUGCUCUGGUUGUGGCGAGCCGCUGUCUUGUCACAAGGCGGGCCAAUACGGCAAGCACUGCCAGGGGGUUGACAAGGAUCCGCCGGCAGACAAGCAGCCCAUCGAGCUCGAGGACCCCAACCCUAAGUCUGCGAUGGACGUCCUGGAACAGCGCAAGGCUGAGUUGGAGAAGGCCAUCGCGGAAGCGGAGCUUAGAAACGAGGUGGCAGCUCUUGAGAAGAGACUAGGGGCUCUGAAAUCAAGCGGUCCAACCCCCCCGUCAGGCGAGGCGAAGCAGACCGGCCCCAAAGUAUCCACGUCGGCGGAGGAUGCGGCUACGCUCGGCGCGGCUCUCCACCUGGGCCCCGGCGACCUGACACUAGACCACCUACGAAUGAACAAGGAGCUCGUCACAAGGGUGAACGAGAACUACCCAGACCUCGAGUUCGUCACCCCGGACAGCAAAAAGGCUCCCGCUAAAGGUCCUGCGUCUCAACUGUGUCUCCUGGACCGACAAGUGGCCGCCUCCAAAAGGUCAGCUUUCGCCACCGGGACAUACAACAAUCUUCGGACGCAGUGGCGCUCCUUCCUCCUGUUCUGCGAGUAUUUCGGCCUCCCGGCUCUUCCCACGGACGUACCCACCCUAGCCAGGUAUGCGCAGUUCCUUUCCAGGUCAUGCAAAAGCCCGGACACCAUCAAAAUCUACGUCCACGGCGUCCGGCAGCUGCACUUGUUUCACGGCCUGACCGCGCCUCCGGCGAACGCCUUCGAUCUUAAACUCGUUCUCACCUCCCUCUCCAGGCACUCCGCGCACGUCAGCCAGCAAAAGUUGCCUAUCACGCCUUCGAUUCUACUACGCCUCAGGUCUCUGUUGGAUCUACGGCGCCCACUCCACGCAUUUAGAAGAAUCAUAGCACUUUUACAUUAA